CUCUUGCAUCGUUAAAUACUUUUCAUCUCUCCAUCUCCCUUCAUCCACCUCAAAUACCUACAUCGGAGGGAUAUCAUAGUAGCUGCAGAUAAACACCAUUUCCCAGCAACUACACGGUAAAAGUUUCAAAAUAUGGGGCUGGUGUAUCUGUCACCCUGCAGAAUGUUGACUUUCUUCAUUUGUUUUCUGGGUGGUUUACUUAUUCAAGCUCAGCACUAAGCAGAAUUCAUCAGCAUAGAUUGUGGAGCUCCUGCAGAUGUCAGAUAUACUGAAAGGCGCACAGGCAUAGAUUACACUUCAGAUGCAAAUUUGAUAAAUACUGGUGUGAGUAAGUCAGUAGCAUCUGAGUUCAAAGAAAAGUAUCAACAACAGAUGUGGACUGUGAGAAGCUUCCCGGAAGGAAAAAGGAACUGCUACAAAAUAAACAUCACAAGAGACUCUAAGUAUCUUAUCCGGACUAGUUAUUUGUACGGAAAUUAUGAUGGGCUGAAUAAGACACCACAGUUUGAUACUCAUCUCGGGGCUAACUGGUGGCAUACUGUGACUCUGUCCAAUGCAUCCACUCCUCAAGGCAAAGAGAUCAUACAUGUAACGUCACAAGAUUAUGUACAAAUCUGUCUGGUUAACACGGGCUAUGGAACACCAUUUAUAUCUGCCAUAGAAUUUAGAACUUUGCCAAAUAAUAUUUAUGUCACUCAAUUUGGCUCAUUGGAAACUUACUACCGGUGGGAUUUAGGUUCAAACCAAAGCUACAGGUACCAAUAUGAUGAUUUAGAUCGUUUCUGGUAUGACAAAUUUGGUGACAGCAAAGAUUGGUCACAAUUAAGUGUUUCUAUUCCUGCCGAGUCAUUAGGGCAGAAUGAUUACAAACCGCCCGCAAUUGUGAUGAGCACCGCAGUUACACCAGCAAAUGCUAGUGCUCCACUGCUAAUAAGUUGGGAGCCAGAAAAUGAAACUGACCAAUUCUAUGUCUACAUGCACUUCACGGAAUUGUUCACCACGAAUCAGACAAGACGAUUCAACAUCAUGAGGAACGCUGAAUCAUGGUUUUCAGAUUGUUCUCCAGAGUACCGACGUGUGCUUACUAUAUAUACGCAGUCAGCCAUCAGCGGAAAAGCAAUUAACUUUUCACUGGAAAGGACCGAAAGUUCUACCCUGCCUCCCAUCAUUAGUGCCGUUGAAAUUUACAGAGUACAAGAAUUUCAUCAAUCUGAUACACUCCAAGGAGAUGUUGAUGCCAUUACUACCAUAAAGUCAGUUUAUGGAGUGAAAAGAGAUUGGCAAGGUGAUCCAUGCGCGCCUGCAACCUACUUGUGGAAUGGUCUCAACUGUACUUACGGUGACAAUGAGUUACCAAGAAUCACAACUUUGAAUUUAUCGUCAAGUGGAUUAUCAGGAAAGAUUGACCCUUCAAUCUCAAAGCUCACCAUGUUGGAGAAGCUGGACUUAUCGAAUAAUAGCUUAAACGAUGAGGUUCCUGAUUUUUUGGCUGAGUUACAACACUUAAAGAUCUUAAACUUGGAGAAGAAUAACCUCUCCGGUUCAAUUCCGUCGGCACUUGUUGAAAAAUCUAAGAAAGGUUCACUAACCCUAAGUUUGGGUCAAAAUCCAUAUAUCUGUGAACAUGGUCAAUGCAUCGAGAACAGACAUAACAUUGUUAUGCCCUUGGUAGCAUCAAUAUGCGGGGUUUUGAUCCUUCUGGUGGCUGUGGCAGCUGUAUUGUGGAUCCUUAAGAGGAGAAAAUCAAAAGCUUGGAUGGUAGAAAAGGAUCAAAGUGAGAUCUCCCUGCAGUACACAGAACAAGAUGACUCAUUAAAGAAGUUAAAAAAAAAAAAAUAUUCAUACUCUGAUAUCAUUCAAAUCACCAACAAUUUCACUACAAUUGUUGGUAAAGGAGGAUUUGGAACAGUUUAUCUGGGCUAUAUCGAAGACGCUCCAGUUGCUGUCAAAAUGCUUUCCCCUUCAUCAUUUCGUGGUUAUGAGCAAUUUCAAGCAGAGGUUAAACUUCUAAUAAGAGUUCAUCAUAAAAAUCUGACUUCCCUUAUUGGUUACUGUAGUGAAGGAACCAAUAAGAGUCUCAUAUACGAGUAUAUGGCUAAUGGAAACUUAGAGGAACAUCUCUCUGGCAAACACAGUAAAUCAAAACUCUUGAGCUGGGAAGACAGACUGCAUAUAGCAGUGGACGCAGCCUUGGGAUUGGAGUAUCUGCAAAAUGGUUGCAAGCCACCUAUAAUACACAGGGACGUAAAAUCUUCAAACAUCUUGUUGACUGAAAACUUCCAAGCAAAAUUAUCAGAUUUUGGUCUAUCCAAAAUUAUCCCAGCUGAUGGGAGAUCACAUGUGUCAACUGUUAUAGCUGGUACUCCUGGUUAUCUGGACCCUGAUUAUUACACAUCCAAUAGAUUAACAGAGAAAAGUGAUGUUUAUAGCUUCGGAGUGGUUCUUUUGGAAAUAAUCACAGGCCAGCAGGUAAUAGCAAGGAAUGAAGAAAAGAGUCACAUAAUUGAUUGGGUUAGAUCCCUGGUUGCAUUAGGGGAUAUCAGGGCCAUUGUUGACUCAAGGUUUGAAGGAGAUUUUGACAUUAACUCAGCCUGGAAAGCCGUGGAAAUAGCAAUAGCUUGUGUUUCUCUAAGUCCCAACGAAAGGCCAAUUAUGAGUGUGAUAGUGUCUGACCUAAAGGAGACUUUAGCAACCGAAAUAGCUCGAACAAAAUAUAACAGUGGUGCAAAUUCAUUUGAACCGCUCAAUGUGAAUCUGAGCACCCAACUCAUUCCUCAUGCUAGGUAAAUUCAACUUGUUAAGGUGUGUUCGAUGAUGGAAAAUUAUAUGAAUAAGCCAACGCAUACAAUAACUUUUACUCUCUUCGUACCUUCUCCCAGAGAUAUUUGUAUAAAUGCUUCUUCGUUCCCUCACUUGUUGAUUACCAAAUAAUGCAUUUGAAAAAACCAGAGCUAUUACUAGUUUCCUUUUU
Molecule: messenger RNA, 2971 nt
Organism: Vigna unguiculata (cowpea)
Lineage: Eukaryota; Viridiplantae; Streptophyta; Magnoliopsida; Fabales; Fabaceae
Product: LRR receptor-like serine/threonine-protein kinase IOS1
Biological process (GO): protein phosphorylation
Molecular function (GO): ATP binding; protein binding; protein kinase activity
Source: RefSeq, a predicted model, not a curated record